Hemibagrus wyckioides is the source of this 1924-nucleotide messenger RNA. It is a transcript of the gene htr1fb, whose product is annotated as 5-hydroxytryptamine (serotonin) receptor 1Fb. Gene Ontology annotation, cellular component: plasma membrane. Gene Ontology annotation, biological process: adenylate cyclase-activating adrenergic receptor signaling pathway. The record is from RefSeq and is a predicted model, not a curated record. Lineage: Eukaryota; Metazoa; Chordata; Actinopteri; Siluriformes; Bagridae. Gene Ontology annotation, molecular function: G protein-coupled serotonin receptor activity. The coding region runs from base 228 to 1322 and encodes 364 amino acids. The transcript is spliced from 2 exons.
CGCUCUCACUUUGCGCGCCAAAAUAAUCCAGUCAGUGUCGAGUUCGCGCGCUCACGGAAUGCUCGCAUCUCGCGCGCCCGUAGUGGAGACGCCAUUCUCUCUCUCUCUCUCUCUCUCUCGCUCUCUCUCUUUCUCUCUCUCUCUUCCCGACAGAGCCAGAGGAGCUUUACAGGAUUUCCUCUGACAGACCGAAAUCACGUUCCUGCAGUUAAAAUCUAUUCAGAACCAUGGAUCCGUUAAACUGCUCCUCAGUGGAUGACGUGGAUGCUGGAAUCAGUGGCAGUAAAAUCGUCCUCUGCCUGCUGCUCUCCAUCCUAGCUGUGGCCACCACGGUCAUCAAUUCCCUGGUGAUAACAGCCAUUCUGGUCACUCGCAAGCUCCAUCAGCCAGCUAAUUACUUGAUUUGCUCGUUGGCCGUCACCGAUCUCCUGGUGGCUGCGCUGGUGAUGCCGAUCAGCAUCGUGUACAUAGCAGAAGAGACGUGGGUGCUGGGGCCGGCCAUGUGCCACCUGUGGCUGGGCGUGGACGUCACCUGCUGCACCUGCUCCAUCCUUCACCUGGCUGCCAUCGCCCACGACCGAUACCGUGCCAUCACGGAUGCCGUGGCGUACUCACAAAAACGCACGUCUCAGAGAGCGGCCGUGACCAUCGUAGUGGUCUGGGUGCUUUCCGUACUUGUCUCGCUCCCACCUCUCAUGUGGAGGAAGAUGCCUGAAGAAAGCGGGGAACGUGGAAUGAUGGAGUGCAUGAUGGAGCACGAUCACAUCGCCUUUACUGUCUACUCGACUUUCGGCGCCUUUUACAUCCCGCUUGUCCUCAUACUGGUGCUCUAUUACAAGAUCUACCGGGCGGCGCAGACGCUGCGCAACCGGCGAGGCAGCAGCCGACUGGUGAAGCAGUCAGUCAAUAGUGUCAUGGUGAGUUCAGACAGGGAAGCUCCACCGCUCAGUCCAGACACGCUCAGCCCCACCGAGAAGUCUUUUUCAGAGCCAUCAACGGAUGGAGAACGCGUUAAGAUCACUCCCACCACGGGCAAAGUGUUUAAGAACCGACGGAACCCCGCCGCCAGGGAGAGACGGGCAGCCCUCACUCUCGGCCUCAUCCUCGGGGCCUUUGUGAUCUGCUGGCUGCCUUUCUUUCUCAAAGAGGUCAUUGUGAACACGUGUCCUUCUUGCAGUACGUCGGCUCUGCUCGCGGACUUCCUUACCUGGCUGGGCUACCUGAAUUCCCUCAUCAACCCGCUUAUAUACACGAUCUUCAACGAGGACUUUAAAAAAGCCUUUCAGAAACUCAUCCCUUUGUGUUGUACACGGUACAGAUGAACUCUGAUGACUACAGAUGCUUUGGAGGGAAGGAUAUCCUGCUGAGGAUUGCAGGAGAAAUGAUUUGAAAGUCUUAUUCUGGAGACUGUUGAGAAGGGGAACAGACUUUGCACAGUUAAAAUAACUAAGAAUCAUUCGUUCAUAACAAAACAAAGUUCGUACCUUAAAUCCAGAACAGCAGAAAUCUUUGUUGGAGUUUUGACCGAAACAAAUUUGAAUAAUGGACAAUUGCAAUUGGUGCCUCAAGACUGCACCAGUGACUGAAGGCAAUGGAUGGCACAAGUGUUACAGUAUACAGACAAGGGACCAAAAGAAGACUUUAAUAUCCAUUUCUGACCGCUGCUUCAAUUUCAGCUUCCACUCUUGUUCAAGGUGUUUUAUGAAUUUGAUAGUCAUGACUUGACAUGCUCAUUUUCCAAACAAACUUGGGAUAUGCAACCAGGUUCACUUCAAAACAUACAAGUACCUAAAUACGUGCAUGACAUUCCCCUUUAAUCUUAAUAAUAAAAAGAAAAAGGCAAAACUGCUCCAGUUGUUUACCCCUUUUAUAAAGAAUGUUCAGAUAAAGGUGUGUUACAGCACAAACUCAAUGGUCAUUUUUC